Molecule: messenger RNA, 530 nt
Organism: Prunus persica (peach)
Lineage: Eukaryota; Viridiplantae; Streptophyta; Magnoliopsida; Rosales; Rosaceae
Product: peamaclein-like
Exons: 2
Coding region: 2-271 (89 amino acids)
Source: RefSeq, a predicted model, not a curated record
GAUGAAGCUCCACUUUCCACUUCUUCUUCUUCUUCUCUGUUUUAUUCUUCUUAGCUCCUCUUUGAUGGAUCCAGCCAUGGCUCAAGCUAAAUCAGGAUAUUGCAGUGACGAGUGUUCAACGAGGUGUGCAGUAGCAGGAGUCCAAGAUCGAUGCAUUGAGUAUUGUGGGAUAUGCUCUGAAGAGUGCAAGUGUGUGCCUUCUGGGAAUUAUGGCAACAAGCAUGAAUGCCCUUGCAACAAGAACAAGAAGGGCAAGCACAAGUGCCCUUGAACUGAACAAUUAUUUUGCCUGACAAUUUUGAUUAACAUGGUAGAAAAUGAAAUGCAGGAUAUUGUACAAGUGCUCAACGAGGUGUGCAGUAGAAGAAGUUCAAGAUCGAUGCAUCAAGUACUGUGGGAUAUGCUCUGUCUGAAGAGUGCCUUCUCAACAAGCAUGAAUGCCCUUGCAACAAGAACAUGAAGAAUAAGAUGGAUUAAUAAUGCCCAUUGCCAAUAUCUAUACAUUAUUAAUUAUGUUAUUAUCUUCCUAG